Molecule: messenger RNA, 6186 nt
Organism: Hemibagrus wyckioides
Lineage: Eukaryota; Metazoa; Chordata; Actinopteri; Siluriformes; Bagridae
Product: interleukin-1 receptor type 1
Exons: 18
Coding region: 393-3203 (936 amino acids)
Biological process (GO): signal transduction
Molecular function (GO): interleukin-1 receptor activity
Source: RefSeq, a predicted model, not a curated record
ACUGAAACUACUCGGGAAUACUUCAACAUCCCGAAGGAAAGCGCAGGGAAAGUGCUGAGUAUUUAGAGACUGAAUCCUCUGAGACGGAGAAGCAGAAAUCGCCUUUCACAGUCCUGUGCAUUGCGUAAGAUGAGGAGGAAGAGCUCCCAGCCCCGGAGAGGAAAUUGCAACACUCCGUUUCUCAAAUGUUCCUGUGUGCAUGGAGAAGUUCUGACUGCGUGUCGGAGACAUGACUUCCUCUGGAUACAGAGUGUUUACACCUUCUUCUGAGAGUGUUUAUGAACGAGUUACUGCUCAUGUAACCUAAACCUUCUCGCACAGUUUGUGAAGCUUCUCUCUGUCCAGAAACCGAGGAACCAAACACAGCGGCGGAGAUCCAGAGGACUGGAGACAUGGUCGUGGGAUUCAUGGUUCUGUGGACUCUGGCAUGGAGCGUCAGUGUCAGUGUGUCAUCACAUAAUGAAACUGCAGGACUGGAUGAAGGUGUCUGUAAAGACCAUGGAGUAGCGUUCGACCAUGUGUUUGCAGUCCCGCACGAGGCAGCAUUAUUAGACUGUGAACUGGUGAAGGACUAUCUCUUUGAUUUAUUGAACAUCCCUUAUAACGUGACGUGGUAUGACCAGCAGUCUGGCCGGGAGUUCACAGGAGAGGAGAACCACGCUGUACUACGAGGAUCUUCACUGUUGUUCCUCAACACUCACGUGGAACUCCAGGGCCAUUACUUGUGUAUUGUCAGAACUCCAGAUCAGUGCUACAAGCAGGAGAGGGUUCUUCUGGUGGAAGAAGAGGUGCUUGGAGCAUGUCGCCGUUCUCGGGCAGCAGUGCAGCGGAUGCAGUGUCACUCGAACGACAACCUGAGGUGUCCUGUAUCUGACUACACAAGUGUAGUGGAUAGCUACUCCAUACAGUGGUACAAGGGCUGUGAGCCUCUUCUGAAAGGAUCCAGGUUUCACUUUACAGAGAACAACCUCAUGCUCCACGCCCGCCAAGUUUCCCUUGACGAUGCUGGGUUUUAUACAUGCAGGAUGACCUUUAACCUCACUGGAGUCAUCGGUGUAGUCGCAGAGACCAUCGAGUGUGAAAUAAUCGAGUCGCUUUUAAAACAACUUCAAAUGCUAGAGCCCAAUAACGGCACCAUGAAAGUAUCCGCAGGAUCACCGAUUAACAAGACAUGUCGUGUGUUUUUACCUACCAACGGAGUCCACAUGACGGUGGUAGUCUGGGAGUUUAAGGACGAUUACGUCUCAUCGAACACCUCUGAUCGGAUCCACCAGGGACCUCAGGCGGAGCUCGAGGUGGCUGAGGGCUGGUGGUUGGAGCGCAGCUUGUUCGUGUCUCGAGCAGAGCCAGGUGAUUUGAACCUGAACUUCACCUGCAGGGCUUUUAGCCACAGAGGACAUGCAGUUGGCUACUUUACCCUCUACCCUGAAGACAUGGUCGUGGGAUUCAUGGUUCUGUGGACUCUGGCAUGGAGCAUCAGUGUCAGUGUGUCAUCACAUAAUGAAACUGCAGCACUGGAUGAAGGUGUCUGUAAAGACCAUGGAGUAGCGUUCGACCGUGUGUUUGCAGUCCCGCACGAGGCAGCAUUAUUAGACUGUGAACUGGUGAAGGACUAUCUCUUUGAUUUAUUGAACAUCCCUUAUAACGUGACGUGGUAUGACCAGCAGUCUGGCCGGGAGUUCACAGGAGAGGAGAACCACGCUGUACUACGAGGAUCUUCACUGUUGUUCCUCAACACUCACGUGGAACUCCAGGGCCAUUACUUGUGUAUUGUCAGAACUCCAGAUCAGUGCUACAAGCAGGAGAGGGUUCUUCUGGUGGAAGAAGAGGUGCUUGGAGCAUGUCGCCGUUCUCGGGCAGCAGUGCAGCGGAUGCAGUGUCACUCGAACGACAACCUGAGGUGUCCUGUAUCUGACUACACAAGUGUAGUGGAUAGCUACUCCAUACAGUGGUACAAGGGCUGUGAGCCUCUUCUGAAAGGAUCCAGGUUUCACUUUACAGAGAACAACCUCAUGCUCCACGCCCGCCAAGUUUCCCUUGACGAUGCUGGGUUUUAUACAUGCAGGAUGACCUUUAACCUCACUGGAGUCAUCGGUGUAGUCGCAGAGACCAUCGAGUGUGAAAUAAUCGAGUCGCUUUUAAAACGACCUCAAAUGCUAGAGCCCAAUAACGGCACCAUGAAAGUAUCCGCAGGAUCACCGAUUAACAAGACAUGUCGUGUGUUUUUACCUACCAACGGAGUCCACAUGACGGUGGUAGUCUGGGAGUUUAAGGACGAUUACGUCUCAUCGAACACCUCUGAUCGGAUCCACCAGGGACCUCAGGCGGAGCUCGAGGUGGCUGAGGGCUGGUGGUUGGAGCGCAGCUUGUUCGUGUCUCGAGCAGAGCCAGGUGAUUUGAACCUGAACUUCACCUGCAGGGCUUUUAGCCACAGAGGACAUGCAGUUGGCUACUUUACCCUCUACCCUGAAGAUCCUAAUCUGCUCCUGCCCAUUGGACUCCUGGCCACAACAAUGGCUCUUCUUUUCAUCAUGGGACUUCUCCUGUACAGAGUGUUUAAGGUUGAGCUUGUCCUGCUCUUCCGGACCGUGUUUCCUUUCUUUUAUGCAAGCACAGAUGGUGACGGGAAACUCUACGAUGCCUAUGUGGUGUAUCCCCGAGGUCAAGGAGACACACUGAGUGAAGCAGUUGAGACUUUUGUUCUGAAGACACUGCCACAGGUUCUAGAGGAAUACUAUGGGUACCGGCUCUUCAUCUUGGGUCGGGACAGUCUACCUGGACAAGCUGUGGCAGACGUGGUGGAUGAGACCAUGAAUCUCUGUCGUUGCCUGCUGCUGCUGUACACCAGCACGUCUCUGAGCAGGACAGACGGUUCGUCAUGGUUCGAGCAGCAGGCAGGCCUCCACCGUGCCUUACUGGAUGACUCGCUCUCUGUGAUGCUGCUGGAGAUGGAGCAGCUCAGUGAUCCCUCCAUCCUUCCUGAGUCACUGCGUCUCCUGCGUGAUAAGCAGGGGGCUCUACAGGCCUGGAAGAGGCGGCGGAGGUGGAUGUGCACGAGGACGGAGGAAGACGGAGAGGAGGAUCAGACACCUUUGUCUUUGUUUACUUUGUCUGCUCGCUUCUGGAGGAAAGUGCGCUACUACAUGCCAGUGAGAGGCAAAGCCAAGCGUCACUCAAAGAGAAAGUUGCUCCUGAACUUGUGACUUGACUCAUGUAUUGUUGGUGCAAAGUUCCAAUGAGAAACACAGCUCAGGUUUGAGUGUGUUAAAGGAAAGCAGUGAUGCAGUGCAAAACAGAUUCACCUGAUGAAAAGCCUUGAAUGGGCAGAGACACAGAAACACAGAGAAUCAUUCGCUUUAACUCUGGUGUUCAUCUGUGUUCAUCGCUUUAAACACAGGCUGAGCUUUCAAGGUGAAAUCAGUCCAGCAGACAAGAGAUAUAUAACACAAACAAACCAAACUGCCAAAUUAGCUAGCUGAUGUUAGUAGAUUUGGCUGCAGUCUGGUAAGGAACAUGCGUCUGGCAUGGGUCUGCUGUGAUUCCUCGAGAGUUACGCUGACUGUUAAAAAGUUUUGUUAGCAGUAUUUAUUAUCAGAUGAACUCUGUGUGUGUUCGUGCUGAUUUUUUUGCCGCUGGCAGACUGACACAAGGUCUUUUUUUCCACUGAAGACUGUCACAAAUUUAUAGCAAAUCUCUGAAGAGUCAUCAGAAGUAAAUGUGAAUCACUGUGUGUGUUAGUGUGUAAAUAUUCUCAGGGAAGUGUGAGAAAUGGAUGGAGUUUUAAAAAAAAAAGCACACACACACACACACACAGUGUGCAUACAGUGUACAUACUGUAUAUAGUGAAUGGAAAUCCCUCAGCAGUCCACAUCAGUAGCUGUGAUGUUUAGUAAAGUUUUGGUACGUGAUAUAUACUGCAUUCUUUUGUGAAAAUGGUUCUUACAGACAUGUUCAGAGAUAAAAGGUUUGGACAAAUGUUCAGAUGUCCAGAUAUGAAAGUGCACAGGCGAUAUUAUAAUGGAGGUGGUAACCCAGUGGUGGAGCUGUUGGGCUACUGAUCGGAAGGUUGUAACCUUGAAUCCCAGGUCCACCAAGCUGCCACUGCUGGGCCCCUGAGCAAGACCCUUAACCCUGAACUGCUCAGUUCUAUAAAAAAUUAGAUAAAAGUCUUGCUGGAAAAUGGCAUCUGCCAAAUGCCAUAAAAGUAAAUAUUUUAUACUUUACAAACAGGGUAUGAAGUAGCUGCAUAGAACAUCUAUGUAAAUUGUGUUACUGCUUUCCAUGUGUUGUUUUCAUGUGACAUUAAGACUCUAGCAGCACAAAGACAACCUUUGUUGGAUUUAAGAUUAAUCAUCUAAAGAUCUACGUACUAUUCCCAAGUCUGCACAAAUUGUAGAUUAUAAAAAUAUAACACAAAUAUGAUCUUAACAUCAGGACUUGUUCCCCUGUUCUAUAAAUCUCAUCGUGACCUACUAAAUAACCGAUUUGCGUGCAAUACAGUAUUUUUUGCUGACAUAUUCGUUUAUAGUAUUAUAGAAUAAGCGUUCAUGUUCUUUAAGAGUGUGUUCACGGCCGCUGCUUACGAAAAAUUAGGAAGUACGAGGCUUUAUGUAGCUUUUCUUUAUUAACUCUAGAUCGCUAUGCUAACGCACUGCUAGUAGCUUAAAAAAAAUACUUGUUCUACAGUAUACAAUAUCUGCGAAUGGUUUCUGCAAAUAAAGUUUUCAUGUCACGCUUUGCUGAAUAUACACUAUAUUGCCAAAAGUAUUCGCUCACCCAUCCAAAUAAUCAGAAUCAGGUGUUCCAAUCACUUCCAUGGCCACAGGUGUAUAAAAUCGAGCACCUAGGCAUGCAGACUGUUUUUACAAACAUUUGUGAAAGAAUGGGUCGCUCUCAGGAGCUCAGUGAAUUCCAGCGUGGAACUGUGAUAGGAUGCCACCUGUGCAACAAAUCCAGUCGUGAAAUUUCCUCGCUCCUAAAUAUUCCACAGUCAACUGUCAGCUGUAUUAUAAGAACAUGGAAGUGUUUGGGAACGACAGCAACUCAGCCACGAAGUGGUAGGCCACGUAAACUGACGGAGCGGGGUCAGCGGAUGCUGAGGCGCAUAGUGCGAAGAGGUCGCCAACUUUCUGCAGAGUCAAUCGCUACAGACCUCCAAACUUCAUGUGGCCUUCAGAUUAGCUCAAGAACAGUGCGCAGAGAGCUUCAUGGAAUGGGUUUCCAUGGCCGAGCAGCUGCAUCCAAGCCAUACAUCACCAAGUGCAAUGCAAAGCGUCGGAUGCGGUGGUGUAAAGCACGCCGCCACUGGACUCUAGAGCAGUGGAGACGCGUUCUCUGGAGUGGCGAAUCACGCUUCUCCAUCUGGCAAUCUGAUGGACGAGUCUGGGUUUGGCGGUUGCCAGGAGAACGGUACUUGUCUGACUGCAUUGUGCCAAGUGUAAAGUUUGGUGGAGGGGGGAUUAUGGUGUGGGGUUGUUUUUCAGGAGCUGGGCUUGGCCCCUUAGUUCCAGUGAAAGGAAUUCUGAAUGCUUCAGCAUACCAAGACAUUUUGGACAAUUCCAUGCUCCCAACUUUGUGGGAACAGUUUGGAGCUGGCCCCUUCCUCUUCCAACAUGACUGUGCACCAGUGCACAAAGCAAGGUCCAUAAAGACAUGGAUGACAGAGUCUGGUGUGGAUGAACUUGACUGGCCUGCACAGAGUCCUGACCUCAACCCGAUAGAACACCUUUGGGAUGAAUUAGAGUGGAGACUGAGAGCCAGGCCUUCUCGUCCAACAUCAGUGUGUGACCUCACAAAUGCGCUUCUGGAAGAAUGGUCAAAAAUUCCCAUAAACACACUCCUAAACCUUGUGGACAGCCUUCCCAGAAGAGUUGAAGCUGUUAUAGCUGCAAAGGGUGGACCGACGUCAUAUUGAACCCUAUGGAUUAGGAAUGGGAUGUCACUUAAGUUCAUAUGCGAGUCAAGGCAGGUGAGCGAAUACUUUUGGCAAUAUAGUGUACUUUGUUGUAUUUGUAUUAGUGUUGUGUAUUAAAAACUGCAUUUCUGUUUACAGUGUCUGAUUCCAACUUGUGCUGUUGGUUAUUCCGUGCUUUGUUUCUUGUUUCUCUGUUCGCACACCUCUGUUUAUAUUUGUUACUCUAAGUGUUGAGAGCUUUGUGAAUCUUUAAAUAUACUUUUUUUUCUGUG